Abrus precatorius (Indian licorice) is the source of this 399-nucleotide messenger RNA. RefSeq lists its product as uncharacterized. Lineage: Eukaryota; Viridiplantae; Streptophyta; Magnoliopsida; Fabales; Fabaceae. The coding region runs from base 1 to 399 and encodes 132 amino acids. The transcript has a single exon. The record is from RefSeq and is a predicted model, not a curated record.
AUGAUAUUGGGCAAGAUGAAAUACUUUCUAGGGGUUGAAGUACUACAAAAUUCUGAUGAGAUUUAUGUGUGUCAAAGAAAGUAUGCUCAUGAAGUUUUAGAAAGAUUUGGCAUGGACAGAAGCAACAUAGUGAAGAACCCCAUAGUUCCAUGCUGCAAAUUGUCAAAGGACGAGAACGGAGCUAAGGUUGAUGCAAGUAUGUUCAAGCAGGUGGUUGACAACCUUAUGUAUUUAACUACAAACAAACCUGAUUUGAUGUAUGGUGUGAGUCUUAUUAAUAGGUUCAUGUUUUGUCCUAAAGACCAACACUGGUUGGUAGCAAAAAGAUUGCUAAAAUAUACGAAGGAAACAACUAAUUUGGAGAUUCUCUACAAGAAAUGGGCUGUAAGCAACUCAUAG